AUGUCGCUGGAUCAGUCGCAUUACGACGUCGCCCUCUUCAGCACCGGCCUCACGCAGAGCAUCCUCUCCGCCGCACUGUCUUCGGCAGGAUUGUCAGUGAUCCACAUCGAUCAAAACGACUACUACGCCGAUCAGUGGGCAAGUCUCACGCUUUCUGAGCUUCUGAAAUGGGCCGCCAAUGCUUCGACCACGUCGGAGCCGGAGCAUAACAGACGCGCGACCGACGUCAGCUUGACAUUCCCUGCUUCCACUGAGCAUGAGGCAUCACAGUCCAGCACACCUUCCAAGCUGCCAGAGUCGCUGGCGUCCCUCGACCGGCACUAUGCGAUAUCGCUCGCACCGACCCUCCUUCCCGCAACGGGUCCCUCGAUCGAGUGCCUGAUCAGCUCCAAAGUUUCUUCCUACGCCACCUUUCGCCUUCUCGAACGCACAUGCGUCGCUUCGCCUUCUGCACAUGGUCCCGACGGCUCAGCUCUAACGCUGACUAGCGUUCCUGCGAGCAAGGAAGACAUUUUCAAGACAAAGACGCUCUCCCUGAUCGCCAAGCGCAAACUCAUGAAGUUGCUCAUGUACAUUGCCACCGAAGACUGGCAAUCUGAGCUUGCGCAGGAUUCAGAAACAGCCAAGCGGCCGUUUGUCGACUACCUGGCACAGGUGCACAAGAUGCCGUCGGAUCUCAUCGAUGCGGUGGCCUACGGUGUCUGCCUAUGCUCGACUCCACACGAGACCACCGAGACCGCCAUGUCUUGUGCCAAAAGCCACAUGUCGAGCGUCGGAAGGUAUGGCAACUCCGCCUAUCUCGUCGGCCAAUACGGUGGCGCAGGAGAGCUUGCACAGGGCUAUUGCCGCGCCUCGGCAGUCAAGGGAGGCAUGUUUAUCCUCGCACAUCAGGUGCGCUCUGCAAAAUACGACAAGGAAGCAGCCAAAUGGAGCAUCGAGGUGAGAGACGUCGAUUCGACCAUCACCUCCGACCAUCUCGUUUCGAGCGACGACAUGCUCGAACAGCUCGGCCUCGGCAGCCGCAGGGCCGCGGCAAAUGCUGCAGACCCAUCACGCAAGCUAGACGUGCUGCACCGCGCUGUCUUGGUCCUAGAGGAACCUAUCCGCUUCUCACAUAGUGCCGAAACCAAAGCGCCAGACUCGAUUCAGCAGGACGCUGACCAGCAACAAGAACAAACACAGCCCGAGCUGCCUCCCGAGACCGGUCUCAUCGUCUUUCCGCCUGGUUCCAUCGGCGGCAAUGCAAACACGGUGACCGUCUUGAUGAUGGGCGAAGGCACCUUUUCGUGUCCAAAAGGCCAAUACGUGUACUAUGUGCAGACCGAGGCGUCGGAAGCCGAGGCGCAGAGGCCUGUGCUGGAAGUGCUGCAGCCUGUGCUCGACCAGAUCGUUGCAUGGACGAGCUAUGACGACGCCAGCAACGACGCUUGGCAACCUCGCGCGAAACCAUUGGUCGAGUUGACGUACCGGCAGCACGUCUCAUCGCAUGCAGGAGAGCAUGACGAGGCUGGUCUGUCGCGCGUUGCGUUCCCGCCACCACAAGCUGAGGCGUCAGCAACGACACGUCCGACUGCAUCGAUUGCGGGUAUGACAGAUGCAGCAGUGCACCAAGCCGAGCGUGUAUACUACGACGUUCUGGCCUCACGCUUGCCUGCACGAGUUGGCGGCGAGAGCCAUGAGGACAAGGUGAAGUGGAUCAGGAAUGCAGUCGAGGAGCAAAAGGCGGAAAGGAAACGCCGAAAAGGUAGGGACCCGUCCGAGUAUCAGGGCAGAGGCGGUCGGGGCGCCGACGACGGCAUCACCUCUGCAGGUCAGGAUGCUGAGGCGGGGGCGCUGCCGGUCCACGAGGAGAACGCGUACGUGGUCGGAUUUUUCGAGUCGAGCUCGAAUCAGGACGAUGAUGAUCAGGACGACGCGGAUGAGGCACAGUAG
Moesziomyces antarcticus is the source of this 1932-nucleotide messenger RNA. RefSeq names its product FAD/NAD P-binding domain-containing protein. NCBI's taxonomy places the organism in Eukaryota, Fungi, Basidiomycota, Ustilaginomycetes, Ustilaginales, Ustilaginaceae. Gene Ontology annotation, cellular component: cytosol; nucleus; Rab-protein geranylgeranyltransferase complex. Gene Ontology annotation, biological process: vesicle-mediated transport; protein geranylgeranylation; small GTPase-mediated signal transduction. Bases 1 to 1932 code for a protein of 643 amino acids. The record is from RefSeq and is a predicted model, not a curated record. Gene Ontology annotation, molecular function: GDP-dissociation inhibitor activity. The transcript is spliced from 2 exons.